This is a messenger RNA of Zootoca vivipara (common lizard), 1506 nucleotides long. NCBI's taxonomy places the organism in Eukaryota, Metazoa, Chordata, Lepidosauria, Squamata, Lacertidae. The record is from RefSeq and is a predicted model, not a curated record.
AUGAAGACUCUGCUUUUGCUUAUAUAUAUCAUUGGUAUAGCCAUUGCUUCCCCGAUCCAAAGAAGUGGAAUUCUAUUCAGGAGCAGCUAUGAGGGCAAUAUUAAUUCCAUCGGUGCAGAUAAAGGAGUCUUAAAGACCAGCUCUGCCAUUGCGAAUGGGAACCAGCAGAAUGGAGAUGAGGGUCACCAGGGAGGAGAAAUAUUUCUGGAUCUCACCAAAGACUAUGCCAUUGCUGAAGAAGUUUCUACAGCUGAUCCUAUCCGUUCCCAAGGGGGCUAUCCGCACGAAACCGAGAGCCUGCUGCUCCAUGAGGACAACAGCUUUUUGCUGGCCAAAGGCAACCAUCAGCCCAACAGAGAAAAAACCAGGGAGACAAUUGUUGAAUUUCCAACAGAGAAAGAGGUUGACAGCCAGGAUGUAGCACUUCUUAAAAAGAUUAGCAAUGCAGAACAAAAUGGCUUGCAGCAUUUGAGAGAGAAGAAUGCAGUUCAUGGUCCAGUGUUGACCACAGGGGAGUCCAUCGUUUCGGAUCUGUUUGCUGGCAAACAUCUGAACAGCUACCAUUUCAGCGAUGAAGGCAUGCAAGGAGAUGACCCAGGUUGUACUGAUGACUCUGAGUCUGGUCAGCAGGUGGAGAGCCAGAGUAAUUUCAGUCAGCAGCCUGGAGAACCAAAUAGUUCAAGUGGUUCAAAUGAGGAAGAGGUGAAACAGGCCAGCCCUUCAGGGAACUCUGGAAGCCCAGAGUACUCCAGUGGGUCCCCUGACUCCAGCACCUCCAGUGAUUCUAGUGACUCCAGUGAUUCUAGUGACUCCAGUGAUUCUAGUGACUCCAGUGAUUCUAGCACCCCCAGUGACUCCAGCAGUUCCAGUGAUUCCAGUGACUCAAGCAGUUCCAAUGACUCUAGUGACUCCAGCAGUUCCAGUGACUCUAGUGACUCCAGCAGUUCCAGUGACUCUAGUGACUCCAGCAGUUCCAGUGAUUCCAGUGACUCCAACAGUUCCAGUGAUCCUAGUGACUCCAACAGUUCUAGUGAUUCUAGUGACUCCAGCAGUUCCAGUGACUCUAGCAGUUCCAGUGACUCUAGUGACUCCAGCAGUUCCAGUGACUCUAGUGACUCCAGCAGUUCCAGUGACUCUAGUGACUCCAGCAGUUCCAGUGACUCUAGUGACUCCAGCAGUUCCAGUGAUUCCAGUGACUCCAGCAGUUCCAGUGACUCUAGUGACUCCAGCAGUUCCAGCGACUCUAGUGACUCCAGCAGUUCCAGUGAUUCCAGUGACUCUAGUAGUUCUGGUGACUCUAGUAGCUCCAGCAGCUCCAGUGACUCAAGUAAUACUUCUGAGUCUAGUGAUUCCAGUGACUCCAGUGAUUCUAGCAACUCUUCUGACUCCAGUGACUCCAGUGGACAAAGUGAUUCCAGCAGCUCCACUGAUUCCACUGAUAGUUCCAAUGACAGUAGCACCUCCAGUGACUCUGGCGAUUCCAAUAAUUCUAGCACUUCCAAAUAA